UUUCAAUCUGUUUUACAGACACAAUUUUGAAUCCUUUUUCCUUUACACUCUGUUUUACAAACCAAUCCCUUCAAAUUUCAAUCUGUUUUACAGACACAAUUUUGCCACAACAGAGAAACAAGAGAUGGGUUCCUCAAAAGAAGGAAAACCCACAAGAGUGGUGAGAGGGGUGAAGACUCUCUUCUUCUUGUUCACCAUGUUGAUCUCUCUCCUGGUGUUCUCGGCUCCGGUGAUCGUCGCGAUCGCCGACGCUCUCCUCCCCUCCGCCCUCCUCUCCGCCGGCUCUCUCUCCCCCAAUCCGCCGCCCUCUUACGUGACUGUCUUGAGGAAUUACGAUUUUCGAUUCUCUCUCAUCGAUAUACCUCUCAUUUCCCUCAUCAGAUCAGCCGUCAUACUAUGUGUGUAUAGUUUCUGCGAUGGACCAAGUCUUUCAAGGGGACCGUAUCUGGGCAUCACGACUCUGUUUUCUGUGGCUUCGUUGGUUUUCGUGUCGUUCAAGGCUUCAUUUGUGUUUGGACCUCCGAGUAUCGAUCGAGGAGUGCACCGCGGAGCUAUGGAGGUGGCUUUGUUCGCCUGCUCGUUGGUUUUGGGCGUAGGCCACGUUGUUGUCGCAUACAGAACUAGUUGCAGAGAGAGAAGGAAGCUCCUCAUUUACAAAAUCGAUAUUGAAGCUGUUUCGGCUUCCAAAAACGGAUUCCCGAGGUAUUACAGGAUUCUCCAUCAUCAACAAAGAGUGAAGUAAAGAGGAAGUCAACUAAACACAGGGAUAUUCCAAAACCGAACAGGGUAGUUUUCCAGUCAUGUACAAAUCUGAACCGUCCAUUGCUUGGUUAAGAUCCGAGCCGUCGAUUGCCGAGAUGAGCGGCCGGAUCAGCCGCUCUGUACCGCUCAAGCAGGGUGCUGCUUAAGCAGCAUCCCCCAUUCCGGUUCCGGUUUUUACAGGGUUAUCCAAAGGAGAUUCUGCAACCGGAAGCUCGUCACAGUAUUAGGUAUAGCAGUUGGGUGUAUGAAUUAUUAUACACCCAGUUCGAUACGCUACAGGAUAUGUAUACAGAAACAUUGUAAAAGCGUUCUUUUUGUAAUAGAGGCAUAUACCACUUGGUCUUCGGAGAUUCGAGAGGCAGCGAUCCCUCCUCCUCCUCCCCACAACAUGUACAGCUUUCAAAUUUAUCCCUAAAUAUGAGAGAGAAGUUUCAGA
Rhododendron vialii is the source of this 1198-nucleotide messenger RNA. RefSeq lists its product as uncharacterized. NCBI's taxonomy places the organism in Eukaryota, Viridiplantae, Streptophyta, Magnoliopsida, Ericales, Ericaceae. The record is from RefSeq and is a predicted model, not a curated record. Bases 125 to 742 code for a protein of 205 amino acids. The transcript is spliced from 3 exons.